GUCGGUAUGGGUGCGCUGCGGGGCUUUGCUGGAGCCGCGACCAGUGCUUGCCUGUCCCCGGUAGCGCGCGGAGCUGCUGGGUGGUGAGGAAAGCGGCUGCAAGAAAGAAGAGCAGCGGCAGCAGCAGCAGCGGCAGCAGCAGGAGGAGAAAAGCGGGCGGGAGGUGGCCAGAGUGGGGUCUUCGGAGACUGUAGCUGUUGCCCUUGGGCCAGUCUCUCCAAAGCCGGGGAAUCAUGGCAUCUCUGGUCCACACAGUCCUGGAGAAUGGGCGCAUAGCUGCCGGGCUCCUGCUCAACCUGCUGGUCUCCAUCUGCAUUGUUUUUCUUAACAAAUGGAUCUAUGUGCACUACGGCUUCCCCAACAUGAGUCUGACCCUGGUGCACUUCGUGGUGACUGGGCUGGGCUUGUACAUCUGUCAGAAACUGAACAUUUUUGCCCCUAAAAGUCUGCAGCCCUCCAAGCUGCUGUUCCUGGCCCUCAGCUUCUGUGGGUUUGUGGUCUUCACCAACCUCUCUCUCCAAAACAACACCAUAGGCACCUAUCAGUUGGCCAAGGCCAUGACCACCCCUGUGAUCAUAGUCAUCCAGACCCUGUUCUACAAGAAAACCUUCUCCGCCAAAAUCCAACUCACUCUGAUACCCAUAACUCUAGGUGUCAUCCUAAAUUCUUACUACGAUGUGAAGUUUAAUUUUCUUGGAAUGUUGUUUGCUGCUCUCGGGGUGGUAGUUACAUCCCUUUAUCAAGUGUGGGUAGGAGCCAAACAGCAUGAGCUGCAGGUGAACUCCAUGCAGUUGCUGUAUUACCAAGCACCAAUGUCAUCUGCCAUGUUACUAAUGGUCGUGCCCUUCUUUGAACCCGUAUUUGGGAAAGGAGGAAUCCUUGGACCCUGGUCAUUUUCUGCCUUGCUUAUGGUGCUGCUAUCUGGUAUAAUAGCCUUUAUGGUAAAUUUAUCAAUAUACUGGAUCAUUGGAAAUACUUCACCAGUCACGUAUAACAUGUUUGGACACUUCAAAUUCUGUAUUACCUUAUUUGGAGGAUAUGUCUUAUUUAAGGAUCCACUGUCAGUUAAUCAGGGACUUGGCAUUUUAUGCACAUUAUUUGGCAUUCUAGCCUAUACUCAUUUUAAACUUGGUGAGCAGGAAGGCACCAGGAGCAAAUUGGUACAGCGUCCUUAAGGGAGUUUUCAGAGAGAAAAUAUAAUUGCCUCAGGCAGUUGAAAAGUGUUACCAAAUGUGCACUGAUCUUUUUUUAUAAUAAGCAAAAAAUUAAUUUCAAAAGCUACCACAAUAAAUUCUACUACCAGGAUACAAAAAUAAAGCUUAUUUUUAUGUGUUAAAA
Messenger RNA from Vombatus ursinus (common wombat), 1338 nucleotides. It is a transcript of the gene SLC35E3, whose product is annotated as solute carrier family 35 member E3. Gene Ontology annotation, cellular component: Golgi apparatus. Gene Ontology annotation, molecular function: nucleotide-sugar transmembrane transporter activity; antiporter activity. The record is from RefSeq and is a predicted model, not a curated record. Bases 234 to 1175 code for a protein of 313 amino acids. The transcript is spliced from 5 exons. NCBI's taxonomy places the organism in Eukaryota, Metazoa, Chordata, Mammalia, Diprotodontia, Vombatidae.